Ornithodoros turicata is the source of this 568-nucleotide messenger RNA. RefSeq lists its product as uncharacterized. Bases 28 to 414 code for a protein of 128 amino acids. Lineage: Eukaryota; Metazoa; Arthropoda; Arachnida; Ixodida; Argasidae. The transcript is spliced from 4 exons. The record is from RefSeq and is a predicted model, not a curated record.
AAGAGGUUUGCGAGGAAGAAGUUAAUCAUGAAGCUAUCAGUUGCUUUUUUCCGCUCUCGUGUUCUGCACCGAGGUCUAGUUCUUUUAUUCCUGAUUCUGCGGCAAGUGGACAUGUGUCACCAAGUUUGCGGGGUCUAUGUAUACGAUGCAACUUUGGAUGCAGCUUCGUUCCAGCAGUGGUUGCGCGAAACUGAUGUUUCAGAGAGUAGGCACCAUUCACACGUGUUCAACUGGGUGCAGUUCAAACGUACUUGGUGUGGAGCAUCACUGAAAAUUGUUCAGCUGGAACAGUUCAGCACAGCAUUGGUCUGUCAUCUGCGUGUUGUGCAACUUCUACAUCUGAAGAGGUUUGCGAGGAAGAAGUUAAUCAAGAAGCUAUCAGGUAAUCCACAACAUGGAACAUGGGACAGAUGAACAGGCUGAAACAGCAACUGCUGCAGACGAGGUAGACAUGCCUGCCAUUGCUGCGAGAAGCUCAGACGCAACAGUGGAUAUCGAGAGUGACAUCAGUUCUGAGGAGGAUUCAGACCCAGCUAGCAGCUCCAGUGGGUCAGACCAGGGUGUCGGA